CAAUUCGCUUCAACACCCGUCGUGCUGCUGUUGCUAUUGUGGCGCUGCUAAGAGCAGCAGCAGCAGCACUUCCAGAAGGAGGGGAGGAGAAGCUGCGCGUACACCGCAGAGCAGCAGCAGCUGCUGCACGUGCAGCAGCGGAGUGCUACAGCAGCAGCUGCAGCAGCGCGCAGCAGCAGCAGCAGCAGCAGCAGAUGCUGCACACAAGCAGCACUCUGCCACUGCAGCAAUGCGAGGAGACAACCCGCGGGGAGCAGCAGCCGAAGCAAUACGAGCAGCGACAAAAGCAACAGCAGCAGCAGGAAGUGCUGCACCAGCAGCAGCAGGAAGUGCAGCACCAGCAGCAGCAGAGGCAAUACCAGCAGCAGCAGCAGGACGUGCGGAAUAAUCAGCAUCAGCAUCAGCAGCAACAGCACCAACAGCAACAGCAGCAGCAGCAGCAGCAGCAGCACCAGCAGCAGCAACAGCAGCAGCAGCAACAGCAGCAGCAGCAUACCUGCAGCACUGCAUCUAUCUCUGGAACUGCUGUUGGCUUUGCUCCGAAGGCAAUGGCGAUAAUACGCCCAAAGUAA
Messenger RNA from Eimeria acervulina, 572 nucleotides. RefSeq lists its product as hypothetical. The transcript is spliced from 2 exons. NCBI's taxonomy places the organism in Eukaryota, Apicomplexa, Conoidasida, Eucoccidiorida, Eimeriidae. The record is from RefSeq and is a predicted model, not a curated record. The annotation marks the transcript as partial.